CCUCCAUAUUCGAACCAUCACUUUUCACCCCUGUAUGUCUAGCCUAUAUAUAUAAUCUGAGAUAACGCACUCCCCUUAUUCCCUCUAUGUAUUUGAAGAGAAACAGAGGGAAAGUGUUUUAAUACCAGAAAUAUGCAAGCGAGUCCAGCAGUAUCUCAGUCUCCUAGUUUCACUCGUACUAAUAAUCUCGCAGAAAUUGCUGCUAGAGUUGUCGAAGAAUUUACAGCUGAAAAUGAAACAGACUCCGAAUUUUCCUUCAAGUAUGAGAACCAUGAAAAUCAAGUAAACAAAUAUGAUGAUGACGAUUCUGAUUUUGCUUUUGUGACGGCAGGAUCUGAUCAAUUUUCACCUAUUUCUGCUGAUGAAAUCUUCUACAACGGUCAGAUCCGUCCAAUUUUCAACAGAGAUCUAUUGUUAAAUGACACCGGUUGUAAUUCGGAGAAAGUUUCUACUCCGCGGAAAUCAAAUCGAGUUUCGUUAAGGAAGCUUUUUAUCGAAGAUCGUGAAAUUGCGUCGUCGUCUUCCUCGUCGGAAGUCGACGACCUAGAAGGAAUUACUUCAGGAACAUACUGUGUGUGGAGGCCGAAAUCGGCGGAAGAGUCUCCAUCUGAAUUGUGUAAGAAGAGCAACUCCACUGGCUCCUCCACUAAGCGGUGGAGGUUACGUGACUUCAUUCACCGGAGUAACAGCGAGGGUAAGGAAACUUUCGUGUUUUUGACGAAUCAGUUCAAAAAGAGAGAAGACAAAACAGAGAGUACGAGGAUUGACUCUGCUAAGAUUACCGGAAAAGUUUCCGCCGUUGAAGACUUUCCGGCAUUGCGUUGCUCGGAAAACGGAAAAGAUAAACGGAAGUCAUACUUGCCGUACAGGCAAGAUUUGGUAAGUUUUUUGGGUAAUGUGAAUGCGUCAAAUCGGAAUUUACAGCAUUUCUGAGGCUAAUUACUGUGGACGGAAUCUCCAUUAAAGAUGAUAAACAGUUAAGAUUUAGUAGUAAACCAGUGAUUAAGCAUGUGUAAAUAUCUGUAUAAAGCUCGUCCUCUUUUUAAAUCUCUGUAUACAUUAUGAAUAAUGGAAUUAUAAUAAUAAUAUUAUCCUCCAAUAA
Solanum dulcamara is the source of this 1102-nucleotide messenger RNA. RefSeq lists its product as uncharacterized. The transcript has a single exon. The record is from RefSeq and is a predicted model, not a curated record. Bases 133 to 933 code for a protein of 266 amino acids. NCBI's taxonomy places the organism in Eukaryota, Viridiplantae, Streptophyta, Magnoliopsida, Solanales, Solanaceae.